Messenger RNA from Myxocyprinus asiaticus (Chinese sucker), 4444 nucleotides. Its product is annotated as interleukin-12 receptor subunit beta-2-like. The coding region runs from base 203 to 2485 and encodes 760 amino acids. Gene Ontology annotation, molecular function: protein binding. Lineage: Eukaryota; Metazoa; Chordata; Actinopteri; Cypriniformes; Catostomidae. The transcript is spliced from 16 exons. The record is from RefSeq and is a predicted model, not a curated record.
CACGCGCUCUCAGUUCUUUAUCAAGAGAGGGAGGAGAUGCGCGCGGUGCGUUACAAGGACGGCUCUACUGCCACUUUAAAAACACACAAUCAAUCCAAAUGACCAAGCCGAACAUUUUUGUCCAGUGGGCAGGAAGCACGAAGGAGUUUAUUUGGAGGGGAGAUGAUGUUCUGAGUUUGUAUGCUGUGGAGCACUGAGCCAGAUGUCUUCUGAAUGUACGUGGUCGGUCCUUCUCAUAUUCCACAUCAUCCUGGCCGCAGGUGCAGUAGCAGAAACGGUGUGCACCGUAAAGUCAAGCGGAGGCAAAGAAGUCCUCGUAGGUUCCAAUUUCACCGUCUCCUGUGUCUUCAACAAGCAAUGCACCAAAAUCUUUUUUCAGGAUAAGAAAAAAAUUAUGCAUGCAGAGUUUAAUUCAAGUGUGGUGUCGGUGGAUGUUAAGAAUUUAACAAAGUUCAGCAUCUUCACCUGUAAGUGCAUGAAGGACCGAGAGCCAUGUGGAAUUGACAUCACUCCAGGAUACCCACCAAGCAUUCCAGAAAACCUGACUUGUAUUCGAAAAACAGAAUUUGGCAAUGUUAGCUGUACUUGGAAAACAGGAAGGGAUACCAAAAUCAUGACCACAUGUCAGUUACGGGUAAAAGGGGUUCCAUACUUUGGCUAUAAGAGUGUUAUGAACUCUGCAGGGAUUUGUUCAGCCACAUUCCCCAUCAUUGGCUCAAUGUCCCAGCUCAUUGUGUGGCUAAAUGUUUCUAAUAGCUUGGGCUCAACAACCACAGGUCCUCACACCUUCACCAUCAGCAACAUUGUAAAACCCUCAAGGCCUAAUAUCAGGCAUGUGGAGUGCUCCUCCCGAUACUGCAGCCUACGCACCAACAAUCACAGCGCACACUUGCACUUGGUUGAGGUCCAAUACAGAGCAGAAAAUGAGACCUGGAAAAACCUCCAGACUGAUGCAGAGAGCAAUUUGAACAUAUCCUCACUGCAGCCGUAUACCAAUUAUGAGUUCCAGAUCAGGAGAAAAAUAAACCAUACAGUAGGUCUGUGGAGUGAUUGGAGUCUGGCAAAAACAGCAAAAACAAAAGAAGAAGCUCCUGACAAGGUGCUUGACGUCUGGUACCUCCAAGAGCCCUUGCAAUAUCAAAACAAUUGUUUUCGAAUAUUUUGGAAGGAACUGAGCAAAUCAGAUGCCAAGGGGGAGAUCCAAAGUUAUAAUAUAUAUGAGAAGAGUAUAAAAGUGAAGUCAAUCAUAGUAGGACCUACCAGAAGACAUUAUAACAUCUGCUGCACUUACUGCUCUGUGUCAGUCUCUGCCAUUAACUCAGUGGGUCAAUCUCCUGUCAGAUUUAUUGAGCUGCGCUCUCUAGAUCUGGUUUCAGGUUUUGUGUCACACAAUACCUUGAAUAAUCAUAGUAUUGCCCUCUUCUGGUCGACGCUCGCCAUUGCAGGCCAUAGAACUGAGUAUGUGUUGCACUGGUAUCCAGUUGGACGGAUAGAUCGGCUUGAGUGGAUUAGAGUGGUGGACACCAAAGCUAUCAUUAGAGGUCUCCAACCUAAAGAAUGCUAUCAGGGGGCAGUAACUGCUCUGCACUCAUCUGGUUUUAGAAUGGCAUCAAUUGAAGGCAUUUCCACAUGGAAGUCAGUUCCAGGACAGGGUCCAGUUCCCCAACAAGUCUGGAAGAAGAGCGAGAGCUUGCAGGUGAAAUGGUCUGAAAUCCCACACGAUAAGAGAAGUGGCUGUUUGACAAAGUAUACAGUCUACUUGAAGGACAAUGUGAAAGGAGACAUUCAAAAUAAUGAUGUGAAAUAUCCAAGGAAACAGUAUACCAUCAGUGGUCUGUCUCCAGGACAUUGCUACAAUCUCUGGGUCACUGCCUGGACAGAUGCUGGGGAGGGACCCAGAGGAAGUGAUCUACCAUUCUGCACAUCAUCAGACACUGAGAAACUACUGUCUCUUGUGAUCUUGGCUGGAGGAGCUGUUCUUCUGACCUGUCUCGUCCUGCUGUGCAUCUGUCAGUUCUCCUGUGUCCAGAGAAGAUUUUUAAGCUGUUUUAAGUGCCUGAUGCCCAGAGUUAUUCCAGAUCCAGCAAACAGCAAAUGGGCAAAGGAUUGUGCUAUUGACCAGGGUGAAAUGAAAUUCCCCCUUCACCAAUUUGACUCCAGCAUGAGUGAGGAGCCAGAUACUGUGGAGGUGGAGGUAGUUCCUUAUCCCUCCAGCUCCACCUGCACCUACAUCAAAAGCUUCUCUCAAGAGUCUGGCUGCUCUGACACCACCCUGAUCACCAGGAGCUCAGACAUCACGGAAGAUUACAUCUGCACUCAUGGGACAAUAAGUGGAGAAGAGGAGGAAGAGGAAGGGAUGUUGGAUGAAUUCGAAUUCUUACCAUGUACACUCAGCCCUUUCCUGGAGCCUCUUUUUCCAUGUGGAGGAAAGUUGACGCUGGAUGUAGUGAAAAUAGACUGCAGUGAGUUUCUGGACUGUACGUGACCCUCCAUGGGCAUUCAGAUGUGUCCGUAAUUGUACUAAAACUUCAUGCAUUGGUGGUGAAAAUCAGCACAUGACUUCCCAAAGAUGAUUUGUCUGACAAAGGACAAAUUUAGUGGGUGCCUCCAAUCCCAGCCAUACCAAAGCAGCCCAAUCUCAGGUUGGCCGUUUCAUAGUCUUGCAUAGCCAGACCUUUGAAUAAACAGAAAAAAUCAGGUUUACAUUGCAGCUUGUCCAGACCCAGCUCCAGAACCAAUCACUGGAAGAGACAUGAAGAGACUAACCAGUUUAUGUUUUACAUGCCAUUUUGGGCUGGAUUUAUCUGAAGUACUUUAUGCCACAAAAAGUUCAUUCAAAUGAUGAAUAUAUUUAUACAGUAUAUUUUGCUUUUUGCUAUCUAGUUACCUUGCUACUAACUCCCUCAAAAAAACAAAACAAAAAAAUUUGAUACCACAUACCAGGCAAACUUUGGCAAUUCCAGUGAUUCUUUCAUUCUCCAAAGCAUUUGUUGUGCCAACUCUGUAUUAUGCAAGCAUGACUCUUUCCAGGCAGACUGAUAAAACGACGCUGUUCCCUUUAUCUCAGUGUAUCUCAAGUCAGCUAUCAGGUUAGAGCUCGCCAGAUUGAGAAAGUACUUGUGUGUACAAUAUGCAGCAGACUGUCAGUAAAUGGAUUGUAGGCGGCCCGUCUAAGGCUGAGACUAGCCAUUUCGCAAGUCUUGAGACUGUUUUAGCUAGGAUGUAGGCCAGCCAGAUUUAUUGCUACAAGGGAAUGUUGUUUGCAUGCGGACCUGGACAUGUAUUAUGUUCUAUACAUAAUUCCAAUAGGUAGGUUGAAACGAAAUUGAAUCCACAUGCUUUACAAAACAUAUUGCAAGCCUCAACUCUACACCUCUGAAUCUUUAGAUCUAACCGACUGGAAACAGCUGUCUAUAUAAUGUUUUACCCAUACAGCUUUUAUAUAAAAAAAAAAAAAAAAAAAAUAAUCAGGAAGAUGAGAUGGAUUGAUGGUAAUUGAUUGGCUGUGAGAACGGUUCAUCAAGAUUAUAGGUAAUUAACUUUUUAAGGACAUAUUCUACAGACCUUAUAUUUUCCCACUAAACAGCACAUUUCAACACUAAUAACUUCAACUCUUUCACAAUAUGGUAAUCAAGGAAAAUUGCACAAGCAUCAAUAUACUGAUAGGCCUAUUACUCGUACUCUAAUUUAAGAUGUUUGACCCAUUGCACAAAUAUCAAACAUUUACAUCUUUACAUCAGUUUUUCAAACAGGAAAUCAAUUACCUCUGAAUGAAGUGUCCUUAUGUUAAGUUUUAUAUUUCAACCAUUCAGUCAGAGCUUUGCGAAGAAACUUUAAAGAAUAAGUAUUUCAUUUAUUCUGGAACCUUUUGUGGUUUACGGUGUCCUCAACUUCAAAUUAAAAUGGUACAUGAACAUGUGAAGACUUUGUUGGAUUGACUUUUUUUUACUAACUGUAAAGCAUUUGUUUCUGUGUAAGCACCCCAAUAUAAAUCAAAUACUUGCACAAAAUGUAAGCAUGAAAAUAUGCAUUUCAGAACCAAAAUGAACAAAUAAUUCCAGAAAUCUUUAAAUAAGAGUUUAAGUUGUAUCUAAGCCAACCCCAUCACUGAAACAAUUUUGGCUAACCCUAUGUACUACCACGGAUAUUAUACAACUGCUGACAGGACAUAAAGAUUAGCUUUUUCUUAACAACAUUAUCAUAAACUUGAAUAUUACAAGUUACCAGUUGUUUUAUCUUCAAAGUGAAAGUCCACACAGCUACUUUAUAUGAAUCGACCAUCUUUUAAUUAUUGACAGAGGUCUAAUAGCAGGGUAGGAAUUCACACAUUAUCAUAGCACUCAAGUUUUUCCACACUGAACAAGAUGGUGUUUCUUUCAGAUCAAUUAUGCAGUAGAGCAGUUGUAAAAUGCAGUGGGAGCAGAAAGAAAAUCUCAAACAUCAU